Messenger RNA from Notolabrus celidotus (New Zealand spotty), 8910 nucleotides. It is a transcript of the gene notch1a, whose product is annotated as notch receptor 1a. The transcript is spliced from 34 exons. Gene Ontology annotation, molecular function: signaling receptor activity; calcium ion binding; protein binding. Gene Ontology annotation, cellular component: protein-containing complex; plasma membrane. The record is from RefSeq and is a predicted model, not a curated record. Gene Ontology annotation, biological process: heterophilic cell-cell adhesion; multicellular organism development; regulation of DNA-templated transcription. Bases 196 to 7614 code for a protein of 2472 amino acids. NCBI's taxonomy places the organism in Eukaryota, Metazoa, Chordata, Actinopteri, Labriformes, Labridae.
AUUGAGAACUCGGAAAGCAGCAGGUUAACAUCUAUGAGCAGAGCCCUCUUGAAGACUUUUGCUCUCUCUCUGCUGGAUUUACUCACUUUUCCUUUUGCUGAGGAUAUUUUUUUGAGAACAUCUGGAGUACCAAACUGCGGAUCUAUGCGCACCCUACGUGGGAGUCAACGGCAUUUGUGAAGUUGAACAGGAGGAAUGUAUCGUUUCUUUGUGAAACUAUCAUUUCUGAUUCCUGCGAUCGUCAUCACACAAGGUCUUAAAUGCUCCCUGCCCACUGAAUCAUGCCUGAAUGGAGGAUGGUGUGAAGCCACCUCCAAUGGAAAUGGAGAAUGCAAGUGUUCCAGUGACUACGUAGGCAACCGCUGCCAGUUUCCAAACCCAUGCAGCCCAUCACCCUGCAGAAAUGGCGGCGAAUGCCGAGCUGUUUCCCAUGGCAACACCUUUGAUUUUAGGUGCGUGUGCCGCCUUGGGUUCAGUGACCGGCUAUGCCUGACCCCCACCAACCACGCCUGCAUGAGCUCCCCGUGUCGCAAUGGGGGGACAUGUGAUCUCAUUACCCUCACUGCAUACCGAUGUCGCUGCCCUCCUGGGUGGUCAGGGAAAUCCUGCCAGCUCGCCAACCCAUGUGCCUCCAAUCCAUGCGCAAAUGGCGGCCAGUGCUCUGCCUUCGACUCCACCUACAUCUGCACCUGCCCACCUGCUUUCCACGGUCAAACCUGCAAGCAAGACGUCAAUGAGUGCGCCUCACUUCCCACACCUUGCCUUAACGGUGGUGUGUGUGUGAAUGAGGUAGGCUCUUACCACUGUCGCUGCCCUCAGGAGUACACAGGCCAACACUGCGAGAACACCUACAUGCCCUGCAGCCCGUCACCGUGCCAGAACGGAGGCACGUGUGUGCAGAAGGGAGAAACCUCAUACGACUGUAGCUGUCUGCCUGGCUUCACAGGUCCUCAUUGCGAGCAUAACAUCGACGACUGUCCGGGUCACAACUGCCAGAACAGUGGCGUGUGCGUGGAUGGUGUGAACACCUACAACUGCCAGUGCCCGCCUCAUUUCACAGGUCAGUACUGCACUGAGAAUGUGGACGAGUGUGAGCUGAUGCCCAACGCUUGCCAGAAUGGAGGGACGUGCCAUGACACUCACGGCAGCUACCACUGCGUCUGCGUCAACGGAUGGACGGGAGAUGACUGCAGCGAGAACAUCGACGACUGUGCCAGCGCUGCUUGUUAUCAUGGCGCUACCUGCCACGACCGUGUCGCCUCCUUCUUCUGCGAGUGUCCUCAUGGGAGCACAGGUUUGCUGUGCCACCUUGAUGACGCCUGCAUCAGCAACCCGUGCCAAAAGGGCUCCAACUGUGACACCAACCCGGUCAACGGCAAAGCUAUCUGCACGUGCCCGCCUGGCUACACUGGCUCAGCCUGCAACCUGGACAUUGACGAGUGCUCCCUCGGUGCCAACCCCUGUGAGCAUGGCGGUCGCUGCCUUAACACCAAAGGCUCUUUCAAGUGCAAGUGUCCCCAAGGAUAUGAAGGACCACGCUGCGAGAUGGACGUCAACGAAUGCAUGUCCAAUCCUUGCAAUAACGACGCCACUUGCCUAGACCAGAUCGGAGGGUUCCACUGUAUCUGUAUGCCCGGCUAUGAGGGUGUGUUCUGCCACAUCAACACAGACGAGUGUGCCAGCCAACCUUGUCUCAACAAUGGAAAGUGCAUCGACAAGAUCAACUCCUUCCACUGCGAGUGCCCCAAAGGUUUCUCAGGGAAUCUGUGUCAGGUGGACAUAGAUGAGUGUGCCAGCACGCCCUGCAAGAAUGGAGCCAAGUGCACGGAUGGUCCGAACAAGUACACCUGCGAGUGUGCUGAAGGCUACACAGGUCAGCACUGUGAGACUGACAUCAACGAGUGCUACUCUGACCCCUGCCACUACGGCACCUGUAAGGAUGGCCUGGCCUCCUUUACCUGCUACUGCCGCCCUGGCUACACCGGUCGUCUGUGUGAGACCAACAUCAACGAGUGUAUAAGCCAGCCCUGUAAAAACGGUGGCACUUGUCAGGACAGAGAGAACACCUACAUGUGCGCCUGCCCCAAAGGCACUGCAGGUUUCAACUGCGAGGUGAACCUCGAUGACUGCAAGAGCCAACCCUGCGACUACGGGAGGUGCAUCGACAAAAUCAAUGGCUACGAGUGUGCAUGCGAGCCAGGUUACACAGGAUCAAUGUGUAACAUCAACAUCGAUGAGUGUGCCAUCAACCCCUGUCACAAUGGUGGAACGUGCGUGGACGGCAUCAACAGCUACACCUGCCUGUGCCCAGAUGGCUACAACGACGCCACAUGUCUGUCUCAGGUGGAUGAGUGUGGGAGUAACCCCUGCAUCCACGGACGAUGCCAGGACCUCAUCAAUGGCUACAAAUGUACCUGCGACUCUGGCUGGAGCGGUCCAAACUGUGACAUCAACAACAACGAGUGUGAGUCCAACCCGUGCAUGAACGGGGGAACCUGCAAAGACAUGACCAGCGGAUACCACUGCACAUGCAGAGCAGGCUUCACCGGACCUAACUGCCAAACUAACAUAAACGAGUGUGCCUCCAACCCCUGCCUCAACCAGGGCACCUGCAUCGACGAUGUGGCCGGAUACAAGUGCAACUGUCAGCUGCCCUACACUGGUGAAAACUGUGAGACCCUGCUGGCCCCCUGCAGCCCAAGACCCUGUAAAAAUGGUGGAGUCUGCAAGGAGUCAGAAGACUACCAGAGCUUCUCCUGCAUUUGCCCUGAAGGAUGGCAAGGUCAAACAUGUGAGAUUGAUAUCAACGAAUGUGUGAAGAGCCCAUGCCGGAACAAUGCUGUUUGCCAUAACACUAUGGGUAGCUAUCAGUGCAAGUGCCAGCCAGGUUACACCGGCCAGAAGUGUGAGACUGACACUGACGACUGCAAACCAAAUCCCUGCAGUAACGGUGGUCUGUGCCGCGAUGGCAUCAACACUUUCACGUGCACGUGUUUGCCUGGUUUCCGUGGGGGCAGGUGUGAGCAGGAUAUAAACGAAUGUGAGAGCAACCCCUGUAGGAACGGGGCAAACUGCACCGACUGUGUCAAUAGCUACACCUGCACCUGCCCUCCUGGCUUCAAUGGCAUCAACUGUGAGAUCAACACCAACGACUGCACUGACAGCUCUUGCUUCAACGGGGGAACCUGUGUGGAUGGAAUCAACGCGUUCACCUGUCUGUGUCUACCUGGAUUCACCGGCAGCUACUGCCAAUAUGAUAUCAAUGAGUGUGACUCCAAACCUUGCCUCAAUGGAGGCUCUUGUCUUGACAGUUAUGGGACGUACAAAUGCACUUGUCCCCAUGGAUACACUGGAGUCAAUUGUCAGAAUCUUGUGCGCUGGUGUGAUUCAUCCCCUUGUAAAAAUGGAGGCUCAUGCUGGCAGCAGGGAGCCUCUUACACCUGUCAGUGUCAGACUGGAUGGACUGGUCUCUACUGUGACAUUCCCAGUGUGUCUUGCGAGGUCGCAGCCAAACAGCAAGGUGUGGAGGUGGCUCACCUGUGCAGGAACUCAGGUCAGUGCCUGGAUGCUGGAAACACGCAUUACUGCCGAUGCCAGGCCGGCUACACUGGGAGUUACUGCCAGGAACAAGUGGACGAGUGCUCACCAAAUCCUUGCCAGAAUGGAGCCGCCUGUACGGAUUAUCUGGGAGGCUACAGUUGUGAGUGUGUCCCUGGCUACCACGGUGUGAACUGCUCCAAAGAGAUCAAUGAGUGUCAGUCACAGCCCUGUCAGAACGGAGGCACCUGCAUCGACCUCAUCAACACGUACAAGUGCUCCUGCCCCAGAGGAACACAAGGUGUCCACUGUGAGAUAAACUUGGAUGACUGCACUCCUUCAACCGACCCACUGACCAACGAGCCAAAGUGCUUUAACAACGGCAGGUGUGUGGACCGCAUAGGAGGAUACCAGUGCGUGUGCCCAGCAGGCUACGUAGGCGAGCGCUGUGAGGGUGAUGUCAACGAGUGUUUAUCCGACCCAUGUGACCCAAGAGGGUCGUACAACUGCAUUCAGCUCACCAACAGCUACCGCUGUGAAUGCCGUACGGGAUAUACAGGUCAGCGAUGUGACAAAGUGUUUGACGGCUGUAAAGGAAGACCCUGCAGGAAUGGAGGAACAUGUGCUGUCGCCAGUAACACACCUCAUGGUUUCAUCUGCAAGUGUCCACCUGGCUUCACUGGCUCUUCUUGCGAGUAUGAUUCACGCACCUGCGGGAGUCUCAAUUGCAGGAAUGGUGGUACAUGUGUGUCAGGCCACCUAAGCCCACGCUGCCUGUGUCCAGCAACCUUCACCGGGCCUGAGUGCCAAACCCCCACUGACAGCCUCUGCAUCUCAAACCCUUGCUACAAUGGUGGAACAUGCCAGAUCACACCGGACUCGCCUUUCUUCCAAUGCAGCUGCCCCAGCAAUUUCAACGGCCUGCUUUGCCACAUCCUGGACUACUCCUUUGUGGGAGGUUUCGGUCGGGACAUCACCCCGCCUCCGAAAGUUGAGGUGAGCUGCGAGAUUCCUCAGUGUGACGAGUGGGCAGGGAACCAUAUCUGCGACUCGCUGUGCAACAACCAUGCCUGCGGCUGGGAUGGAGGAGACUGCUCGCUUAAUUUCGACGAUCCUUGGCAAAACUGCUCGGCAGCUUUGCAGUGUUGGCGCUACUUCAACGACGGGAAGUGUGACGGCCAGUGCAACAGCCCUGGAUGUCUCUACGAUGGCUUUGAUUGUCAGGGACAGGAAGGACAGUGCAACCCGCUCUAUGAUCAGUACUGCAAAGACCACUAUGCAGACGGUCACUGUGACCAAGGAUGCAACAAUGCAGAAUGCGAAUGGGAUGGCCUGGACUGUGCCAACAACAUGCCCGAGAAGCUAGCAGACGGUCACCUCGUUUUGGUGGUUCAUAUCCCCCCAGAACAGCUCAAAAACCGUUCGUCAACCUUCCUCAGAGAGCUCAGCAGCGUUCUGCACACCAACGUGGUGCUCCGCCGUGAUGCCAAAGGAGAACCGAUGAUCUUCCCUUAUUACGGGAAUGAACAGGACCUCGGGAAGCAUAACGUGCUAAAGCGCUCUGCAGAAGGCUGGCCUGAGUGGGCUACCGUGCCAGCUAGUGUUUUGGGUCAGAUGAAGGAAAGUGUGUCCGCCAUGGUGAGCCCUCGGAAGCGCAGAGAACUAGAUCCUUCUCAAGUCAAAGGGUCUGUAGUGUAUCUGGAGAUCGACAACCGUCAGUGCUACCAGCAGUCAAGUGAAUGCUUCCAGAGUGCCACAGAUGUAGCUGCAUUCCUUGGAGCACUAGCAUCCAGUGGGAAUCUCAAUGUUCCCUACAUCGAAGCUGUCACCAGUGUGAGACCUUCCCCCGCUGGUCCAGAGCUCUACCCCAUGUACGUCGUCUUCCUUGGUUUGGCCGCUCUUGGUUUUGUCUGCCUCGGUGUUCUGGUGUCCCGUAAGAGGCGCAGAGAGCACGGCCAGCUCUGGUUCCCUGAGGGGUUCAAAGUGUCCGAGCCGAGCAAGAAGAAACGCAGAGAGCCGCUGGGAGAGGACUCUGUUGGACUGAAGCCUAUGAAAAAUUCGGACAUCAACCUUAUGGAUGACAAUCAAAUCGAAUGGGACGAUGAGGAUCCAGACUGCAGGCGCUUCAGGUUUGAGGAACAGUCCAUGUUGGAUUUGAGUGACAAUACUGACCACAGAAAAUGGACUCAGCAGCAUCUGGAUGCAGCUGAUUUGCGUAUUGCUUCAAUUGCCCCAACCCCUCCUCAGGGAGAGAUUGAAAACGACUGCAUGGAUGUCAAUGUUAGAGGACCAGAUGGUUUUACACCCCUGAUGAUCGCUUCCUGUAGCGGCGGAGGCCUGGAGACGGGUAACAGUGAAGAGGAAGAAGACCCCUCUGCUGAAAUCAUCUCAGACUUCAUCUACCAAGGCGCCAACCUUCACAACCAGACUGACCGCACAGGCGAGACCGCCCUCCACCUGGCUGCUCGGUACGCUCGCUCUGAUGCUGCCAAACGCCUGCUGGAGUCCAGCGCUGAUGCCAACGUUCAGGACAACAUGGGUCGCACCCCGCUUCAUGCUGCUGUGGCUGCUGAUGCACAGGGAGUGUUCCAGAUCUUAAUCCGAAACCGCGCCACUGAUCUUGACGCCCGAAUGCAUGACGGAACAACACCACUGAUACUGGCAGCCCGUCUGGCGGUGGAUGGCAUGGUGGAAGAGCUUAUCAACUGCCAUGCUAACGCUAAUGCCACCGAUGAUUCUGGUAAAUCUGCUCUUCACUGGGCCGCGGCUGUAAACAAUGUGGAGGCUGCUAUGGUGCUGCUGAAAAAUGGUGCCAACAAAGACAUGCAAGACAACAAGGAAGAGACACCGCUCUUCCUUGCAGCUCGUGAGGGCAGCUUUGAAACAGCCAAAGUUCUCCUGGAACACCUUGCCAAUCGUGAGAUCACUGACCACCUUGACCAGCUGCCCAGAGAUAUCGCCCAGGAGCGCAUGCACCAUGACAUCGUCCGUCUUUUGGAUGAGUACAACAUCGUCAGGAGUCCCGGGCUGCACAAUGGUCCUCUGAGCACGUCCAGCCUCUCCCCACCUCUUUGCUCCCCUAAUGACUAUCUUAGCAACCUUAAACCCUCACUCUCUGCCAAGAAGGUUCGCAAACUCAGUUCUGGUAAAGGAGGGAAGGAUGGAGGUAAAGAUAGUAGAGUGAAGAAGAAGAAGUCCUUAGAUGGAAAGGGUAACUUGCUUGACUCGUCAGCUGUCCUCUCCCCGGUUGAUUCCCUUGAGUCGCCGCAUUGCUACCUGUCUGAUGUGGCCUCUCCUCCGAUGACAUCACCCUACCACCAGUCACCUCCGAUGUCUUUGAAUCACCUUCAAGGCAAUGGAGACUCUCAUAUGGGCCAGAUGAGCAUGGGUAAAGAUAUGGGCUGUAUGUCUUAUGACCCUACCUUACCCCGCCUCUCCCAUAUGCCUGUGUCCAGCCCCAAUGGUCAGGGCGUUACAUCCAUAGGUGGCAACAGAGGAGGCCAGUGUGACUGGGUCUCCAGGAUGCACCCGGUUGUAGGCCAGCAAGGAGGUUUCACCCAGGCACAACAAGUAUCCCACAACAUGAUGGGUGCUCUGAGUGGCGUCAGCACUGCCACUCUGUCACAAAUCAUGGGCUACCAGAACAUGCAGACCAGCCACCUCGCUUCGUCCGCGCAUAUGAUGCAGCGGCAGCUCCAGCACCAGAACUCCAACUCCGCCACAGCCCAGUCUCUCAACCAGAGCUUCCCAAACGUAGACCUGAACGGCUCUGACAUGCAGCAAAACAACUCUCGCUCUAUGCCAAUCCACACCGUAAUGCCGCAGGAGACUCAGAUCCUCGGCACUCAAUUCCUCACCCCUCCUUCCCAGCAUAGUUACUCCGGCCCCAUGGACAACACACCCAACCAUCAGCUACAGGUGCCCGACCAUCCGUUUUUAACCCCCUCCCCUGGCUCCCCUGACCAGUGGUCUAGCUCGUCCCCACAUUCCAACAUGUCCGAUUGGUCUGAAGGCAUCUCCAGCCCGCCUACAAGUAUCCACUCACAGAUGAAUCUGAUCCCAGACCAGUUCAAAUAGAGACUUUUAAAACAGAUGGAACUCUUACGUGGGGAGAAUAUCUGAACAUACAAGAGACAAGUGACAAAACUCUCAAGACUGAACGUGCUCCUUUUUUAUUGUCAGUUUUUAUACUAACGACAAGAACCGUUGUAGUAAUUUUGUAUUUAUUUAUGUGCUUUUUUUGACCUGAAUUAUAAAGAAGAUUCUUUUAUAUUUAUGCUUUUUUAAGUUUUAUUUGGUUCUGUUAUGAAAGGUAAGGUUAGAAACUGUUUUAAAGGAGUGUGUAUCAAAAGAAAAGUCUCCUUGAUGUGUACACUGGCUAUUUAUUUGUGUUUCGUCUUGCUUUAUUCACUGGAUUUAUUUCAAUCUUUUGAUGCAUCGACCUUCUUAAAUUUUAUUUUUUGGGAAUUACAUUGAGUUAUAUUUGUACAGAUUUUUUUCAGCGAGUAUAGAUUAUUUUAAAGUUUUCAGUAUUAAUUAAUUAUAUCUUAACCUUCUUUGUCUUUUUACGUGACGCAGGUUUUGUUACUGAACUACAUUUCACUAAGUCUUAUCACUGAGUCUGUGUUAGAUGAUGAUCAAAUAUGUAUUUAAAAAUGUCAUCUUUCAUGUUGUUGCUUGCUACGCUGUCUUCUUUCAGCAGAACUGUAAAGAUGGCGGAGGAUAUCUGACGUUGGAGAUUUGGGACCUUAAAGCACAGAAAAAUUUCCCCUAUAGGUUGAGCGAUGUUUUUCGCAGUGAGCGUUUAAAAAGCAUCCAAAUCAACCUGAGCCUAUUUUUCAUUAAUGGUCUUGGCUGGUGCUGAGUCAUUGAUUUCUGAUCAAUAAUGAAUGAAGAAUGUUUCUUUCUUUCAUGUUGCAUCUCUAAUCAGUAAUUAUGGUUACCAUGUUUAACCUGUGUUAAAUAGCAGACCUAUCGUAGAAAGUUGUUACAUUUGCCACAGUUUAAAAUAGUGCCAGUGUGAUUUUGGUUUUUCUUAAGGAAAAGCAGCAUAUUUGUGAGAUUUCAUAUAUAGAAAAAAAUUGUUUUCAAGGUGGAGAACAUUUUUCGUGAAUGAAAUGGGGACCUUUGUGUGUGAGUGUGUGCGUGUGUGUGCGUGUUAAAUGACAUCACCUGCGCUUAUUAAAGGAGUGUGGUGAAAGAUGUCUAAAUGUCAUGUUUUAUAAACUAAUUCAGAGAUAAAGAAGAUUUAAGAAAAGAUGUAAUUCAAAAUCAAUGUCCAUGCAAAGUUGUAGUUUGCAAAAAAGUAUUUCCUGCUUUAAAAUGUUUUGUACAAAUUGUCUUGAUUCAAUAAAAGCUACUGUCAAACUUUAA